AUGCAGCAGUUGCUUUCCACGUACCGCAGCGCAGUAAGCCCGCAGACGGAGGCAGCAUCAGACACGGCCGCAGCCACGGCGGCCGACUACGACGACAACGCAAGCGAACGUCAAUGGAGCACCGGUGAAGUUCGUACUGCCGGCGAUGAGGCCGAGUGCGGCCGCCCGGCCGUGGUGGUCGGCACGCUGGUCGUCUUGCUCGCCCUGCUAAUGGCCAGUGUGCUCGUGCUGACGAGAAUGAGCAGCGAGUGGGGGAGCCAUCGCCGCUCCCCCGAGACCACGGACACCACGGAGUCGGCGCACUAUGUCUUCCCGAAGGCCCGUCGCCACGGCGAGCGCCACGCCACCUGCCGUACCGAGGCGUGCGCGGUGGCCGCCGACAACGUCAGCCUGGACACGACGGCCAACCCGUGCAGCGAUCUGUACGGCCACGUCUGCAACAACUGGAUCAGGGGAGGAGCCGGCCGAGCGGAGGCUUUGGACGCACGGAGCUACCGACGCACAGUGGACCACGCGCAUCAGGCCGCACUGUCUCGCGCCCUGCACAAGAUCUUGGCACGCAGAACAGGAAGCCGGUCGCUACCAGCGGCGCUGAAGCGUCUCUACCGCAAAUGUCUCAAGCCACGACCCGAAGACGGAGUCCAGUUCCGCUCUAAGCUGCUCGACAGCGCUGGUGUCGCCCCAUGGCCACAGCCCCGUCGAGAUACGGCGAACGCCGAGGACGUGUCCAAGGUUCUGGGCAACGCGUACUACUUCACGAACGAGCCGGUGCUCCUGAGCAUGGGAGUGGGUGCCGACGGCCUCGUGUUUCUUGCCGAGCCCCGGCUGCUCAUGGACGGCCCCGCGGCGACACCGGGCGACGUGGCACAGGCGUCGGCCGCGGCUUUCGUGUCGGCGGGAGGACAGCUGCCGCCGCCAGUCGACGUGAACCGAGUAGAAAAGCUGUUGGACUCGGCCCGAAGGGGUGACGACACUCCACCUUGGAACAUAACGAUGCGCCUGGCCGAGGCGGAACCGGACGGCGGCCGCCAGCGUAGCGCCAAGACACCGCCGCAGAGCGCCUGGGCCUCUUGGAACCUGCGCACGGUGAUCGAGGAGGCGUUCGAGCCUCGCGAGGCCAUCAGCGAAGUCGUUGUCCGGGCUCCGAACUACGUCGAGGCGCUGCCGGACUUGCUCAAGCAAGUGAAGGAGCACGAGCUACUCAAUUACCUGGGCCUGCGCACAUCUCUGCUGGCGUCCCGCCUGCUCCCAGCCAGCCCUGAGAAGCAGCUGCUUUGUCGGCUCACUGAUGUCGAUGACGUUGCGCCGGCCCGCACCGCCGCCGAGCACUGCGUCCGGAUGAUAGCGAAGUACGAGCCGGCGCUGGCGCUCUACGCUCUGGCUACACGGUCGUCGCUGGUGACCGGCCUGGAUGCCGAGACCAUGCUGGUAUUCUUGCACAGCCAGCUGUCCAGCCUGUUGCGCGUAGGAGCCCUGGAUAUCGGCAACGAUGCCCUCUCGGCCAAACUGGCAGACCAGGCGGACGCCCUGCCCUGGGUGGGGCCUGCCCCAGAUUGGCUCAACAAUGCCACCACGCUCCAGGCAUACAUCGCCAGGCGAGUGACGCCCAAUGGAAGCGCGUUUCCCGAGCCCGGGCAACCUAUACAGACACAGAGCGAAUUUUUCUAG
Molecule: messenger RNA, 1668 nt
Organism: Dermacentor silvarum
Lineage: Eukaryota; Metazoa; Arthropoda; Arachnida; Ixodida; Ixodidae
Exons: 7
Coding region: 1-1668 (555 amino acids)
Biological process (GO): proteolysis
Molecular function (GO): metalloendopeptidase activity
Source: RefSeq, a predicted model, not a curated record